Messenger RNA from Thermothelomyces thermophilus ATCC 42464, 1385 nucleotides. RefSeq lists its product as uncharacterized. Bases 152 to 1033 code for a protein of 293 amino acids. Gene Ontology annotation, molecular function: transcription corepressor activity; transcription factor binding. Lineage: Eukaryota; Fungi; Ascomycota; Sordariomycetes; Sordariales; Chaetomiaceae. Gene Ontology annotation, biological process: negative regulation of DNA-templated transcription. The transcript is spliced from 2 exons. The record is from RefSeq and is a predicted model, not a curated record. Gene Ontology annotation, cellular component: nucleus.
CAGCGCACAACCUCUAUAAAAUAUAAUUUACCUCCUUGACCAGUACUUCCUUUUUUAGGAGGCUUUUCAAGGCCUUUCAUGAUUUGAAACGCACGCUAAUGUCAUCGCCUACCAUCGUCACAUUCUUCCGCCCAACAGCCCGAUCGUCACAAUGAGCCCUCGGGAGCUCAACAGGGCGGAAACGCCACCUUUUCUCGUGAAGCUCUUCUACCGGACUGGGGCUUUUCACAGGCCAGAAGAAUUUAACACACCAUCAUCCCUCCCCCCGCACCUGCAGAUCCACACCUGGCCGGACUGCACCCUCCUGGAGCUCUCCUACCACAUCGCCGACGCCUCCCCGCCCGUCCUGCCGGACCCGGCCGUCGGCACGCGCCUCUGCUUCAGCCUCGUCUACGCCGACACGCGCGGCCGGACCGACACGCCGCCCCGGUACGUGUCCAAGUUCCUCGGCUCCGUGGUCCUCGGCCGCGGCGGGCCGGGCGCAUCCCGCGACCCGCCGCGCCGCCCGGGGGACGAGCUCGACGGCGGCGCCGGCAGCGGGGAUGGCGGCGGCGAUGAUGACAACAACAACAACAACGACGACGACGACGACAACCAUAGUGCCGGCAGCAGCGAGGACGAGUCCCUGACGCUGGCCGACGCCCGGUUCAUCACGGGCGACUUCAUCUCGUGUGCCAUCCUGCCGCCGGACGAGCUCACCGGCGACGUGGUGCCGGCGAGCAGCGCCAGGAUGGGGCGCGGCGCGGGUGUAGGGGAGGCCAGGGGCGGUUAUGUGGACGACGAGGACGCUCCGCCGCCGCCGUAUUCGAGGUCGAGGAGGGGGAGUUACGGGGGACCCCCGCCGCCGGGCGGGGGCCGCAUGAGAGGGGGCUAUCGGAGUGGCGGGCCCCGGGGUUAUGGCGGCGGUGGAGGGAGGUAUCGGGAUAGGGAUGAGCCGUUUGGAAGGGGCGGGGUCAGGAUACCGGACGGCGAGUGGAGGAGAGGAGACAGGUUGCCCGACGAGCCCCCGGAAAUUGGGAGAUGGGGGAGAUAGAGUCUUAAGGCUCUGCGGCAGCUGGUUGAUACCGCGGAAAAGCGACGCGGUGGGGAACUCCGGGCGCUCAUCCAAGGCUGGCUGUCAGGCUUGCCUGAUAAGCUCGAGGACAUGGAGCGCACUUUAGAGCUCGUGGAUGGCAGUGACGAAGUUCCCAUGGAGACCUCGGGGAAGAAGCGGGCAGACGAGGGGGACCGCUCCAAUGAUCCCGAGGCUCGCAGGAAGAGGGUUAAGCUGGAGCGCGAUUAGAUCCCACUUCAGAUCGUCGCCUGGGAUUAGCGUAACAUAAGGAUCCCCUGCGAAGUUGAGCGACAGCGGUAAUAUAUGUAUAUAUAUAUGUGUUUAUAUAUAU